AAUGGCGUGAAUGCAGAAAGUGAGGAAAAAGAGAAAAUGAGGGGAAAAUGGCGAAAUGUUUGGAAUUGGAAUCGGAAUUUGGUGAAUGUGAAAUUGAAAUGGGAAAACGGUUGCCGGUGGCGGUUAUUGCACGAAGGUCCCGACACCGUAGAAGAACUUCUCGAUAGACAUUUAGUCAAGAAAGUUAAUAACAACAAAGACGACGAAGAAGACGAGUUGCUGAAUCGGAGGCGACUCACCACCACUCGCCGAGAGGCACUGAGUCUAUACAGGGAUAUUCUUCGUGCAUCGCGCUUUUUCGCUUGGUCUGAUUCUAAAGGCGUUCUUUGGCGUGAUCUUAUCAGAGAUAGCGCUCGUAAAGAGUUUGAGCUUGCUCGAUUCGAAACCGAUCCGGAGGUUGUCACUCGGUUGCUCAUCGGAGGACACGACGCUGUUAAUAGCGCCAUUGAGAAGCUUGCCGAGAAACAGAGGCAGCAGAUUCAAAAGGAUCGUGGCGGUGGCAGUGGUGGUCCUGAUCAAACCUGAUUGUGCCAAUAAUAAUAAUUUUCUAAUUUUAAGUUUUGGGAAGGACCUGUUCUUCAUGAAGAGCCAAAAGUCUAGUAUUGUGGAAUACAUCUGGCCAAGUAAGCAGCUGCAAUACUACCCAGUAGAAAUUUAUUAGCAAAUUGUGAUAACAAAUUUGCUAUGUAUCUCCAACAAAGUUAUAUAUAUGUACUAAAACGAGUUGUCUUGUGAGUUACUACACUGAUAUUAAUGUCUGGAAUAACAGCUGAAAUUUGCACAUACUGUUUUUUAUAAUAAGAAUACGAUUUUCUGGAA
This is a messenger RNA of Vicia villosa (hairy vetch), 819 nucleotides long. RefSeq lists its product as uncharacterized. The transcript is spliced from 2 exons. Gene Ontology annotation, biological process: mitochondrial respiratory chain complex III assembly. Lineage: Eukaryota; Viridiplantae; Streptophyta; Magnoliopsida; Fabales; Fabaceae. The record is from RefSeq and is a predicted model, not a curated record. Bases 37 to 525 code for a protein of 162 amino acids.